AUGGCAGAGCUCGGUGUCGCUGCCAGCGCCAUUUCUAUAGCCUCAAUUGCGAUCCAAGUUGGAGACAGCAUUAUCAAGCUCAAAGACUUCUGGAAUCAUGUCAAAGAGGCUCCAGAAGAGAUCAAAUGGCUGAUUGAAGAGAUCGAAACCCUCGGCUUUGUUCUCUCGGGGGUCGAAUCAAGCAAGACUCAUAGCGAUCCGCCGCAUCUUGAACCAGCGUUCGCAAACAGGUGCCUCGAGUCAUGUCGCAAAGGAGCGAGUAUCCUCGAAGCUGUGGUCAAGGAAGCGGAUGAGGAGAUUCGCAAACGGAGGAAGGUAGGCGGCGUGAAGGCUGUCCUGAAGAAAGGGACAAUUGAAAGACUCAAGGAACGCUUGAGGAUGCGUAUCCCUAUUUCUACUACACUUGUAUCGAUCGCUGACAACUUUGGGGGAUACAGAGCACUCCACAAACAACGGCACGAAUUACACCGAGAAUGGGCAGAGCUUCAACAACGACAGCUUGAUGAGCUCAGGACAAGUGUGACUCAGUCGACGGACGCGGUCUUAUCUUUACACACGACGGUUGGCCAACAGGAAAAGCUUGCAUCGCCAUCACUAUGCAACUCUAGACCUUCCCACGCAGCAACGACCUCCGAUUCGUUGGAGCGCACGGCUACGGGAGUUCAGAAAGCGCAAAAGCGACAGCAAACUAUCUUGGCUAGACUUCGUGGUCCUAGAUGGAUUCCCUUGAUGAGUCGCGUUCUUGAAAUCUCUGGCAGUAAAGCACCUUCUGGGUGGGACUUUUCGAUACGUACUUACAAUGUUGUGCCUCUAGACUCGCCAGUGAUGCAAUUUGCAAGGAGAGGCGAGCUCUCCAAGCUCCAGGGUCUUAUUACAGAGGGAAAGGCCUCCCUAUUAGACCGUAGUGAGUAUGGUGAGACUUUGUUGAACGUAAGGACCUUUUUGUUUGUUUUGUCGUCUUAUAACGAUCGUAUGUUCGAGACGAGCAAGCCUAAUACUUCCCAGGCUGCAGUUGCGAACCAGAGACUCGAGGUUGUCAAAUUUAUACUUUGCCAAAGUUUCGACGAUACUAACCACCGGUGGUUUUCUUCCUGGACACUGAAAAAUUGCAACUAA
Messenger RNA from Lachnellula hyalina, 1116 nucleotides. RefSeq lists its product as uncharacterized. The record is from RefSeq and is a predicted model, not a curated record. NCBI's taxonomy places the organism in Eukaryota, Fungi, Ascomycota, Leotiomycetes, Helotiales, Lachnaceae. The transcript has 2 exons. Bases 1 to 1116 code for a protein of 371 amino acids.